AGUGCCACCUCAUUAUUUCAACUCACUUUCUGCGGACUUCUCAAUACUCUCUCUCUCUCACUAAGAGCCCAAUUCCAAAGCAGAACAUCACAGAUUGGUCGAUCGCUUUCUGGGUUUUGCUUCUCAUACUCUCGAUUUCAAUCUGGUUAUAAAUCGCAAUUGAUUUGGAUUUUGAGUGUUAUGCUGUAAAAGGUAAAAAUGCAAGCGUCAACUUAUGGUUCAGUAAAGGGGAAGUUGGGGUUUGAAGAUCAAAACCAAAGAAGCGUGUUGGGUUUUGGAGAAUUGAAAAAUAGAGCAAGUACAGGGUCCAGGAAUCUGUGGGUUGCAGAGAGGAGAACUUGCUCUGGUGGAUUGAGCCUCCGUGCCACAACGCCGGCGAUGGGAGCCAAGCUUGCCGGUCUUAGAAUGGGUUCUGAUGGGAUUUCCAUGUCCACUUUGAAACCCAGAUCAGUCCACGCUCAGGCUUCUGAUGGGGAUGUUGAGAAUCUUAUUCCCUCCAAGCCUCAGGGGAAGUCCUCUGGAACAGUAUUGCCGUAUGUCGGUGUUGCUUGUCUUGGAGCCAUUUUGUUUGGCUAUCACCUGGGGGUGGUAAAUGGUGCUCUUGAGUACCUAUCGAAGGAUCUUGGUAUUGCGGAAAAUGCGGUAUUGCAAGGGUGGGUGGUUAGCACACUUCUAGCAGGUGCCACAGUUGGAUCAUUUACUGGUGGAUCGUUGGCUGACAAGUUUGGCAGGACUAAGACUUUUCAAAUAAAUGCAAUUCCGCUAGCAGUUGGAGCAUUUUUGUGUGCAACAGCCCAGAGUGUGCAAACGAUGAUAGUUGGCCGCUUACUUGCUGGCAUUGGAAUUGGCGUUACUUCUGCUAUUGUCCCACUUUAUAUAUCUGAGAUCUCUCCAACUGAAAUUCGUGGUGCCCUUGGAUCUGUAAACCAGCUUUUUAUAUGUAUUGGGAUUCUUGCAGCACUGGUGGCUGGAUUACCAUUAGCCGCAAAUCCCUUAUGGUGGAGGACGAUGUUCGGUAUUGCAGUAGUACCAUCUGUUCUAUUGGCAUUAGGAAUGGCUGUUUCACCAGAAAGUCCAAGAUGGCUUUUUCAGCAAGGAAAAAUUUCUGAAGCUGAAAAGGCUAUAAAAACACUAUUCGGAAAAGAAAGAGUUACUGAGGUCAUGCAUGACUUGAGAUCAGCAACUUCAGGUUCUGCUGAACCUGAAGCGGGCUGGUUUGAUUUGUUUAGUAGCCGCUAUUGGAAAGUCGUUAGUGUGGGUGCAGCACUUUUCUUGUUACAACAGAUGGCUGGGAUAAAUGCUGUGGUCUAUUAUUCUACUUCUGUCUUCCGCAGUGCUGGCAUUACAUCUGAUGUUGCAGCAAGUGCUCUGGUUGGAUUAGCAAAUGUCUUGGGCACAGCUGUUGCAUCCUCGUUGAUGGAUAAACAGGGAAGGAAAAGUCUUCUACUCACAAGCUUUGGUGGAAUGGCUGCUUCGAUGUUGCUGCUUUCACUGUCCUUUACAUGGAAAGCCCUUGCUCCAUAUUCUGCCCCCCUUUCUGUCGCUGGAACUGUUCUCUAUGUAUUGUCCUUUUCACUUGGCGCUGGCCCUGUGCCUGCUCUUCUUCUACCAGAGAUUUUUGCUUCAAGAAUCAGAGCAAAAGCAGUUUCUUUGUCACUGGGCAUGCACUGGAUUUCAAACUUCGUCAUAGGCCUCUAUUUCUUGAGCCUUGUAACUAAGUUCGGGAUCGGCACAGUGUAUUUUGGAUUUGCUGUCGUCUGUCUUCUGGCUGUCUUGUACAUAGCUGGUAAUGUUGUUGAAACGAAAGGUCGUUCGUUGGAGGAAAUAGAGCGUGCUCUUAGUGUUGUCACUUGAUUACGAUAUGAUUCAAACUACGAGCAAAAAUCUCCAGCAGCUUCGGAUUUUGGCCUUAAGCACCGACAGCAUCACCUCCUUUUCCUGCUAUGCGGACUAGUUCAUUCCCACCUCUCCAGGACUUGUAUUUAGAGAUGGAACCGUGAUUGUAGCCACAUAAAAUGGUGUCUAUGGAUUUCCAUUACUGUAACACACUACCACCUUGGUGAUGCAAAUAAUAUUCUAGUUUCUACCAUGAAUUUUGGAACUCUUUGUAAUUUCUCAGAUCGAAUGACUGUUUGAGUACAGCGCCGUUAGACGGUGGGAGGUACCGACACAAGAUGAAUGAAAAGGUUUAGGCUGCUUAGCAGAUGACAUAUUGAAA
Malus domestica (apple) is the source of this 2218-nucleotide messenger RNA. The record is from RefSeq and is a predicted model, not a curated record. Lineage: Eukaryota; Viridiplantae; Streptophyta; Magnoliopsida; Rosales; Rosaceae.